AUGUCAUUAAACGGAAAGACUAAAUCGUCUGUGUUACGACAAACGGUUAUUCCUAGACCAAGAGAGCAGAUAAACGUUGAACGAGAGUCUCCUAACCAACAAUCGCCAGUAUCUAGCGUUUCUAAUUCGAACAAAUCGACAAUAAUUUUCAAAGAUGCUCCUGCUAAAGCAUUUGAACCCAAGGUUUAUGUGCCAUUUAAACACGCCCAAAAUGGCAUACCAAGACAAGUUGUUGUAGAGAGAUUGAGGAGACAAUACGAGCAACAAGAUAUUGAGGAAUUACUCAAGAACGAAGGAAUAGACUACUCAACUCCAAUUACACCUGAAAGAAAGUUUGAAUUAUACUUACCACUUGAAAUUUUUGAUAAUACUGACUUUGAUGACAGACCACCAGGUGAAUGGAUCAAUUUGGGGCGCAACGAAGAGAAUGGCCAAUUCACAUACGUACCUGCAAAAGCCCUUCUUCAACAAGAUGGAGUUGGGAGCUGGUAUUUUUGUAAAGUAUUUGAGGUUGAUGAAACUAAUAACAGAUACCUUGUCGACUUCGUGCAUCAAGAGGGUAACAAGGUUUGGUUACCAAGAAUUCACAUAAUGUUUCUGGCCGAAGACCCAACUAAAUUUGCAAAACGGGUAGCUCAUGCUCACAAAUCAAGAAAAAUCGCAGAAUCACUAAUUAGAUACUACUUGUACAUAGAACAUAUGCCCAUCGAUGAAGUUUCCCCUUUAUCAGAGGAACAAAUGAUGAAUAUUAGAAGACUAGGUUGUUAUUCUCAAAAAUUGAGAGACAAAGUUUAUGACUCAUCAACAGACGAACUUCUGAAUGAAAUAAUAGGAGAAUACCAAAAAGUUACGAAUAGGAUGAUAUUCGAUAAAAACAUGAAAGAUCCUCUCCAAAAAGAUUUAUUUAAGAAUUUGGAGCUUCCAGAUGAGAUUCUUGAUCCAUUUCAAAAGAAGGCUCCCUUUCUAGGCACAAUUGAAAUACCACCAUAUCCAUUUGACGAAAACAAAAGACAAUUUUUCUUUAACUCCUACUUUACAGAAAAAAACAUUUUGGAUGCAUUGCUAAAUGUUAAGAAAGAGCUUUUGGACAAACAAAAUCUAAAGAUUUUUCACAUUCCUUUAAAAAAGACGGUAACAUUGGAUGAGUUUGAGCAAAUUCAAAUCCAAGCUAUCGAUACCAUCGUAUCAAAAUUAACUGGUGAAUGGUUGACAAAUUUAAAGCAGCAUAUUCAAGACAGUUUGAUACAUAUUGAAAAAGGUUGGCUCAGCGUAGCUGGAAAGACUGUUCAGAUUUAUGAGAUGAGCAAACUGAAGCGUUUUAUGAACGCAAUUAGAUUUAUGAUGCAAGAUUCUAUUAAGUUUUUAAUGCAAGACUCUUUUAAGGAAUAUGUGAGAUAUAUUGAAGAUUAUUGUUCAUUUGAUGUAGCUAUCAAAUCGAUUGAUCAAGUAGAAGUUACAUUCCACAACGAAUCGGAUUCGUCCAAGAGAGCACCUAAUUUAUUUUCUAUUGAACUUACUUUUAAAGACGACAAAUUCUUUUAUGUCACCCCUUUAGAGAAAUUCAAGCAAGUGGUUGUUGAAAUGUUUGACAAGGCUCUCAAAGAUUUCCAAAAGAUAUCAGAUGUUGAAUCUCAUGUUCUUUCUGAAGAGUUUUGUGCAAGGUUUAGCGAAAAACCUUCAACUUCUGAUCAAGAAAAAAGGAAACGACAAGGGUCAGGUUCAACAGCACGAAGAACUCAAAAGAUGUUUUUAUGGGGAGAGGUUAAAAUGCUAGACACACUUAAAUCUACCGAUUUAGAAGUUUCAAAAUGGAGAAAAACCUUAAACGCAUUUAUGGAAGUGUCGUUGUUACCUCUAAACACAUUUUUAAAACAAUUCGAAAAAUAUGAAGAGCUACUGAGGAUAGACGUUCAAAAAUACAUGGAAGAAUACGAAAAGAAAGAAAAUUUAACAAUUGAAGACAUAAAAGCAGAUAUUGUACGAAACUAUGAGAUGAAGGAUACCAUUAGAGAAAGUAUUCCUCAAAAGGUUAAUGUAGGAACCUUUUUAAUUGAUUGUCAAAGUAUCAGAAAUCAUUUAAGCAGAAAGUGCUCUGAGAUAGGAAAGAAAAUAUUGGACUUUUUAGCAAGAACCGCAAGUGAAAAAUGUAACUUUAUUCUCGAUAACUUUAACAAACUUUCCAGAGAAAUCAACAAGCCACCUGAAGAUAUCGAAUCUCUAACAAAAUUGAAAGGAAGAUUGAAGGAAAUACCAGAUGUCAUCCUUGAAUAUGAAGAAAAAAUUGUUGAAGUCAAGAAUUACUACAGUAUCUUGGAAAAUGAGUUCAAGUAUCCACUUUCUGAUGAGGAGUUCAAAAAUUUGUGGACAGCAGCUUCAUGGCCAAAGAAAAUUCAAGAACAGGUUGAAAAAGUGGAAUCAUUCCUCGAAAAGAAAAAAGAAAAUCUCAGAGAGAGGUUGAUCACAGAUCAAAAAUCCUUCAUCAAAGAAUUGGAAAGUAUUCAAAAAGUUGUUUCUGGCUUCUCAAAGCAUAGAGAUAUUCUUGCAGUUGCAGACGUUGCUAAAGAGGUCAGAUCUAUUCAAAAACAAUUACAAGAUUUCCAGGAUAGAGCUAGAAAGAACAAUCAAAAAGAAAUGCUUUUUGGAAUGGAUGUUACAGAGCAUACACAGCUAAAUGCUAUUGUAAAACAAUUCCAACCGUUUGCAGAUUUAUGGCUAACUGUAGAUAACUACUUUGCUUGGGAAGAAAGCUGGUCCAAAGAACCUUUUGAACACCUAGAUGCUCCAAAGAUAGAAGAAGAGGUUAAGGCAGCCGAAAAAGCAAUGUUAAAGUGUAUGAAACAGUUCAAAGACAUUCCAGAAAUUAGAAAAAUUUCCGAAACAAUCAAGAAGAAGGUUGAAGAAUUCACUCCCUAUCUUCCUUUAAUUUUGGCACUUAGAAACCCUGGAAUGAGACAGAGACAUUGGCAAGCAAUUUCAAAUGAAAUUGGUAUUGAAAUAAUUCCUGGUCAAACUUUGAAAUUUAUGGACGACGUCUUCACGAUGAAGUUAUUGGCUCAUGAAGAAAUUAUUAGAAAAUAUAGCGAUAUUGCAUCCAGAGAAUUCACGAUUGAGAAAGCUCUUAAGGAUAUGCAAGAGGCUUGGGAGACUUGCAACUUUGAGGUUCUUGCUUACAGAAAGACUGGUACCUAUGUCAUGAAAGUCAGUGAUGAAAUUCAACAACAGCUUUCUGAACAUAUUGCCCUUACUCAAACUAUUAGCUUUUCAUCGUUCAAAAAGCAUUUUGAGGCUGAUCUUAAAGCAUGGGAAAAUCAACUCAAUUUAGUUUCCGAAAUAUUUGAAGAAUGGACAAAUUGCCAAAGAGAAUGGAUGGCCCUUGAACCAAUUUUCUCUGCAGAAGAAAUGCAAAAUCAAUUACCUCAACUAUACAAGCAGUUCAAACAAGUCGACACAAAGUGGAGAAGAAUUAUGGAUGGGGUUUACCGAAAUCAAAAUAUUAUGUCAUUCUGUACAUCUACAGCUAAAUUACUGAAGACCUUCCAAUCCAAUAAUGCAAUUCUCUCAACAAUUCAAAAGGGUUUGAGCAAUUACUUGGAAAAGAAGAGACAACAAUUUGCAAGAUUAUACUUCCUUGCUGAUGAGGAGUUGCUUGAAAUUUUAGCGAAAACCAGAGAUCCAACGGCUGUACAGAAAUAUCUUAGUAAGAUAUUUGAAGGUAUCGGAGAACUUGAUUUUGUUGACAUUCCUGAAGAGAAAAAGACCAAUUCAAAGGGUCCUGCUUUAGAGAUGACUGCUAUGAUGUCCAAGGCUGGUGAACGAAUUGACUUUAUUGAAAAAUUACAGCCUUCAGGAAGUGUUGAAGUUUGGUUGAAAGAAGUCGAACGAAUAAUGAUGAAGAGUUUAAAGCUUUCGAUCUCCAAGUCACUUGUAGAUUAUACUCAAACUCCAAGAAAUGACUGGGUAUUAAAGUGGCCUGGACAAGUAGUUAUCCUUGGAAGCCAAGUUUACUGGACAAAAGAUAUUACCAAUGCCCUUCAAAAAGGAGGAAACAAAGGAUUACGAGGAUACUUGAACACUGUCAAGGAACAAUUAUUAGGAUUAAUUAGAAUUGUGAGGACAGAGAUUUCGAAAUUAGAAAAAACAAAUAUCGAAGCGCUUAUUACAAUUGAGGUGCAUGCAAGAGAUGUUGUUGAACAAAUGUUAAACGAAGGUAUUGAGAGUACUCAUGACUUUGAAUGGGUAUCUCAAAUGAGAUAUUAUUGGGAACCAGCUUCAUCAGAAGACGGUACUUCUCCCAACGAUUUUACUUGCUAUGUAAGACAGGUAGAGACUCAAUUUGAAUAUGGAUAUGAGUAUUUAGGUAAUACAUCUCGUCUAGUGAUUACUCCAUUGACAGACAGAAUUUACUUGACGCUCACAGGAGCACUUCAUCUUGGGUUGGGAGGUGCCCCAGCAGGACCUGCAGGAACAGGAAAAACUGAAACCGUUAAAGAUUUAGCAAAGGCACUUGCAAAGAAGUGUGUUGUGCUUAACUGUCAGGAAGGUAUGAGAGAAAAUUCCAUGGCCCAAAUUUUCAAGGGACUAGUCCAGUCAGGAUCGUGGGGAUGUUUCGAUGAGUUCAAUCGUAUUGAUGUUGAAGUGCUUUCUGUUGUUGCUCAACAGCUUUCAACACUUCAAGAAGCAGCUAGAGCCAAAGUAGCAACAACUACCUUUGAUAAUAUUCAAAUUAAUGUUGAUCCAUCCUAUGCGGUAUUUAUUACAAUGAAUCCAGGUUAUGCAGGACGUACUGAACUUCCAGACAAUUUGAAGGCUUUAUUUAGACCCGUAGCAUGUAUGGUUCCUGAUUAUGGAUUAAUUGCUGAAAUUCGUUUAAUUUCAUUUGGUUUUGAAAAUGCUAAACCAUUGGCCAAGAAAAUGGUUCAAUCAUUCAAACUGGCGAGCGAGCAGCUAUCAUCUCAAACUCACUACGAUUUUGGUAUGAGAGCUGUCAAUACAGUCAUUGCUGCAGCUGGUUUAUUGAAGAGAAAGAAUUUAAAGAUGAACGAAGAGUUGUUGGUUUUAAGAGCAUUGAGAGAUUCAAACAUUCCAAAAUUCCUUGUGAACGACGUGGUUUUAUUCAAUGGAAUUGUGUCUGAUCUUUUCCCUAAAGUUAAACUGGAAGAGACAGAUUAUUCAGACUUAAAUAAUGCUCUCAAGGAGGCUACCGAUCAUUUUGGUAUAUCUCUUACACCAGUAUUUAACGAAAAAUGCUUGCAACUUUAUGAAACCACAAUUUUACGUCAUGGUGUCAUGCUUGUCGGUGCUACUGGAGGUGGAAAAACUAAUUGCUACAAGACUUUAGCUUAUGCCCUUACUUCACUUAGUAAGGCUCACAAGGAGGAUUUCCAUCAAGUUCAUUACAGUGUCAUUAAUCCCAAGUCUGUAACAAUGGAACAGCUUUAUGGAGAAUAUGACAGGAAUACAAGAGAGUGGAGAAAUGGCGUUUUGGCAUCAGAGUUUAGAAAGUUUGGAGAAGAUACAAGUCUAGACUGUAAAUGGUUGAUUUUUGAUGGACCCGUGGAUGCUCUAUGGAUUGAGUCCAUGAAUACCGUAUUAGACGAAAACAAAAAACUUUGUCUUGCAAACGGUUCUAUGAUAGAAAUGAGCGUUCAUAUGAACAUUAUUUUUGAGGUUGAAGAUUUGGCAGAAGCAUCACCAGCCACAGUCAGUCGUUGUGGUAUGGUUUAUUUAGAUCCAAAGGCAACUGUUCCACCAAUGGUUCAUGUAGAUUGUUGGUUAGCAAAGAUCUCUAAUCAGCUAAAGCCAUACUUGGAACAAUUAAGACAACUUUUCGAAAAGUUCUUACCUGAUGGAAUUGAGUUCAUCAAGUCUCAUGUUAAUGAAUAUAUACCUACAGUAGAAAGCAAUUUGACACAUAGUACUUUCAAAAUACUUGAGACAAUGUUUGUCGAUUUUGAUCCAAGCCUUGGUAGAAAAAAGAAAAAGUCGUUUUCUUUUGAAGAAGAGCAACAAGGUAAUGAAGAAAAGAUGUCCAAAUUGAGCAAGAUCAUUGAACCUUUAUUCUUAUUCUCUAUAACAUGGGGUUUAGGAGCGUCAUGUGAUUUUGAAGGAAGAAAGGCAUUUGACGCAUUCGUGAGAGGCAAGAUUAAGGAGAAUAAUAUUGCAAGUGCUUAUCCUGAAGAUGGGUUAAUUUAUGACUACUUCUUUAACACUGAAGACUUGGUAUGGAAACACUGGAUUAGUGUUACACCAGAGCUUGAAAUCACUCCUUCCACUCAAUUCCGAGAUAUGAUUGUUCCAACAAUUGAUACAGUAAGAAGUAGUUGGCUUGUUAAAAAACUGCUUCACAACGAUCAUCAUGUACUUUGUGUUGGUCCUACAGGAACAGGAAAGUCUGAGGUUGUUUCUCAGGUCUUAAUGAGAGAAAUACCUGAAGAAUUCAUUCCGUUCAUCAUUUUCUUCUCUGCUAGAACUGAAGCCAAUGCAGUCCAAGAUAUUAUUGACGGAAAAUUGGAAAGAAGAAGACCAGGUGUUUAUGGACCUCCUCAAGGUAGAAGGUACAUUAUUUUCAUUGAUGAUAUCAAUAUGCCAGCCAAACAGCAAUAUGGAGCCCAACCUCCAAUUGAACUCAUCAGACAAUGGAUGGAUCACGGUGGUUGGUAUGAAUAUUCAAACGAAAGAUUACCUUUUAGACACGUUGAAAGCUUGACUUUUAUUGCAGCAUGUGGUCCUCCAGGCGGUGGUAGAAAUACUGUUACUAACAGAUUAAUGAGACACUUUACUUUUGUUUCAUUCCCAGAGCUGCAACAUGACAGUUUGUCCAAGAUAUUUUCUACCAUUUUAAACAAGUCUUUCAUUGAUGUGAAUUUGAACCUCAAAGACUUUUUCUUACCCGAAAUUUCAAGCAAUUUUGUUGAUACUAGUAUUCAUUUAUUUAAUCAAGUUAGAAAGGAAAUGUUACCCACUCCAUCAAGAUCUCAUUACACCUUUAACUUGAGAGACUUGUCAAAAGUUUUCCAAGGUAUACUUCAGGCAAAUCCAAAGAAGAUUGUAAACCUUGAAGAUGUUUUGAAAUUGUGGACUCAUGAAAGUUCUAGAGUUUUCAAAGAUCGUUUGGUUGACAAUCAAGAUAGAAAGAAGUUUGAAGAAAUCCAAGAGUCUUUACUCUCUAAGUAUUUCCCACAAGUUGACGGCCAAAGCCUUGUUAAAGACAGAAUAAUCUACUCGGAUAUUCUUAGCCAUGGAUCAGAUGUUAGAACAUAUGACUUUGUUCCUGAUCAUUCUGAGCUAUUCAAGGUAGUUAACGAACAGUUAGAAUACUACAACAGCAUGAACAGCGAUAAGAAGAUGGAUUUAGUUUUGUUUUUGGAUGCCAUUGAACAUAUUUGUAGAAUUGGUAGAAUUAUUAGACAACCUGGUGGAAAUGCUCUUUUACUCGGUGUUGGUGGAAGCGGUAGACAAAGUUUGACGAAACUUGCAUGUGCCAUAGCAGAAUAUGAUUUGAUGCAACUCGAAAUUAGAAAAUCUUUCACUCUUAAAGAUUGGAAAGAGUUCCUUAAAUCAUUACUAUUCAAUGCUGGAAAAAAGCAUGGAAAGGGUGAGAACACAGUCUUCUUGAUUGCUGAUACUCAGCUUAUUUACGAGUCAUUCCUAGAAGACAUUAACAACUUAUUGAACAGCGGUGAAGUUCCUAAUUUAUUUGAAACUCCAGAUUUGGAUGAAAUAUACACAACCAUGAAGCCAAUUUGUGCACUUGAAAAGCUUCCAGCCACUCCUCUUUCUUGGUAUAACAGAUUCAUCAAAAGUGUAAAAGAUAACUUGCAUAUUGUGUUGGCAAUGAGUCCUAUUGGUGAAACAUUUAGAAGCAGAUUGAGAAUGUUCCCAUCUUUGGUAAAUUGCUGUACAAUUGAUUGGUUUAGUGAAUGGCCAAAGGAUGCCUUGUUAAGUGUUGCAAAUGAAAAGCUUGCCAAUCUUAAACUAAUUUCUGUUUCAGAGCAUGACUCUCAAGAACAUCAAGAUGAGAUUAGAGACCAAGAAGAACAAUUGAAAGAGAAAGUCAAUCAAAUGUUUGUCUUCAUCCAUCAGUCUGUUGAAAAAGGUUCUGUUGAUUAUUUAAGACAUGCUGGACGAACAAAUUAUGUUACUCCUACCAGUUACUUGGAACUUCUCACUUCCUUUAAUAACAUUAUGGACGUCAACAGAAAGAAUCUAGAGAAGGAAAAACGAAAUUUACAAAUUGGUCUAAAGAUUUUGAAAGAAACCGAAGAGUAUGUUCAUAAACUUCAGGAAGAUUUGAAAGUAAAGAGACCCCAGCUCGAUAGAACAAGAAUCGAAAUUGAGAAAAACAUGGAAAUUUUGAAUGUUGAAAGAGAAGAAGCUCAAAAAACUCAGGAAAUUGUAAAGGUUGAGGAUGCAGAAGCAAAACAAAUUGAAAGUGAAGCUAAAGGCAUGAAACAAUCAGCAGAGGAAGAGUUGAGUCAGGUCGAACCUUUACUUGAAAAGGCUGUUGAAACAGUUAAGAACAUCAAAGUGAAUCAAAUUCGUGAAGUUGCUAACUACAAAGUCCCUCCAGCUGGCGCUCUCAAAGUUUUAGAGGCUGUGUUAAUCAUGUUUGGUGAAACACAAGGUGUGAAAAAGGUUAAAGAUGGUGUGACCUACUACGAUUGGUGGGAAAGCGCUAAAACUUAUCUAAACAACGCAACCAAGCUCAAAGAUGACAUGAUUGGAUAUGACAAGGAAAAUAUUCAAGAAGCUAUUAUCAGAAGAAUUACAAAAUACUAUAACGAUCCUGAAUUCCAAGUGGCCAGAGUGAAGGAAAUUUCGUUGGCACUUGUAGCGAUGUGUCAAUGGGUGAGAGCAAUGUAUGAUUUCUACUGGGUGAACAAGGAAGUCGAACCAAAGAGACAAAAGGCCAGAGAAGCUGAAGCGCAAUGGGCCAUAGCAAGACAAAAAGCAGAUGAAUCCAACAGAAAGCUUGCUGAAGUGAUAAAAAAGCUUCAAGAGCUUGAAGAUGCCAAUACUAGAGCCCUGAAAGAAAAGGAAGAGUUAGAAACAAUGAUUGAUAUUUGUGAGAAAAAGCUUGAACGUGCUUCAAAGCUUCUCGAUGGACUUUCUGAUGAAAAGGUUAGAUGGCAAGAAAUGCUCGAAAAUUAUGAAAGACAACAAAAAGAUAUGUUGGGCAACAUGAUUAUCAAUGCAGGUACCGUAGCAUAUUUGGGAGCUUUCACCAAACCAUUCAGAGAAAGACUUGUGAAAGAAUGGGUUCACGAGCUUGCCAAGCAACACAUUCCAUUUACAGAGAACACUGACGUUUAUAAUUCAUUGGGCGAUCCAAUCGCUAUUAGAAUUUGGAAUCAGUAUGGAUUACCAUCAGACAAGCUUUCCAUUGAAAAUGCUAUCAUUUUGAACAACUCUCGAAGAUGGCCUCUCAUGAUUGAUCCUCAGCUGCAAGCAGCUAAUUGGAUUAAAAACAUGGAGAAGGAAAAAGGUCUUAAGGUAUUAAGUAUGACAAAGAAGGAUUAUUUAAGCGAGCUAGUGAGAGCUGUACAAUUUGGUAACCCUGUUUUGAUUGAAAAUGUUGGUGAGGAUUUGGAUCCUGCAAUUGAACCAAUUUUAUUGAAACAAACAUUUGGUACUCCUGGCAACCUCUAUAUUAAGAUUGGUGAAGAAACAAUUCCUUACAGCAAUGAUUUUAGAUUAUACAUGUGUACCAAGAUCAGAAACCCCAAGUAUACUCCGGAAACAUGUGUCAAGGUUACUCUACUCAACUUCUUCAUUACUCCUCAAGGUUUAGAAGAUCAAUUGCUUGCCGAAGUUGUUAAAAUGGAACGACCAGAAUUGCAACGCCUCAAAACUGAUCUCAUGCAGAAAAAUUCAAAGAUGAGAAAAGAUUUGAAAGAACUACAACAAAACAUUCUCAAAAUGCUUUCCGAAAAUACUGGAGAUAUUCUCGAGAAUGAAAAGUUAAUCAAUGCGUUGGGCGAGUCAAAGAUUGCAAGUAAGUCCAUCCAAGAAAAAGUGGAGGAAGCAGAAACCACAGAACGAGAAAUCGACGUUACUCGUAACAAGUACAGACCUGUUGCUGAAAGAGGUUCAUUACUCUUCUUCUGUGCUUCGGACAUGACCAACGUUGAUCCAAUGUAUCAAUAUUCCUUGCAAUGGUUUAUUCAGCUUUACAAACAGGUGAUUGAAACAAGUGAGCAAAAUGAUGACUUGAACAUUCGUUUGCAGACUCUUAUCUACAAUCAUACAUUAUCUUUGUACAAUAACGUUUGUCAGUCAUUAUUCGAAAAGGAUAAGCUACUAUUCUCAUUCGUGCUUUGCAUUAGAAUUAUGCAAGGAAGAAAUGAAAUUGAUGAACAUGAAUGGAGACACUUCUUGACAGGAGGUAUUAAGACAGAUGAAGACGAAAAGGAUAUUGCAAGAAAACCAAGUGGAGCAACAUGGAUUACAGACAACUGUUGGAGUGACGUGGUUUUAUUGAACAAACUUCAUACCUUUAAGGGCUUUUUGGAUUCAUUUAUCCAAAAUGUUAAUGAGUUUAAGACAUUCUUUGAAGAUUCUAAACCAAACUUGUUACCAAUUCCAGCAGGAUGGAAUGAUAAGCUUACGGAAUUCCAAAGAAUCAUGGCACUCAAAGUUAUUAGACCAGAUAAGGUUAUUGAAAGCAUCCAGACAUUUGUCGAGAAAAAAUUAGAUAAGAACUUUGUCACUCCGCCUCGUUUCGAUUUGAGUAGAUCCUUCAAAGACUCUAACUGUGUAACACCUUUGGUCUUCAUCUUGUCUCAAGGUGCAGAUCCAAAGUCUGAGCUCAACAAAUUUGCAGAACACAUGCGAGUAAGACAGUUGUUGAGCGUUUCUUUAGGUUCUGGUACAGAGAAUGCUGCUAAACAAGCAGUUAAAGAUGCCAUUCAAAACGGAAGUUGGGUUAUUUUACAAAAUUGCCACUUGGCACUUGGAUUUAUGCCAAUGCUGGAACAAAUUGUUGAAGGAUUUUCAAUUGAACAAAAUCAUGCAGAUUUUAGAUUAUGGUUAACUAGCAUGCCAACACCAAAGUUCCCAAUAUCAGUUCUUCAAAACAGUGUUAAAAUGACAUUGGAGCCUCCAAAAGGUUUAGCAACAAAUUUGAAGGGAUCCUUCGACAACUAUAGCGACGAUUUUAUGCAACAUCCAACAAAACCAUUGGAAUUCAAGAAGCUUUUGUUCUCUCUCACUUUCUUCCAUGCUGUUAUUCAAGAGCGUAGAAAGUUUGGCCCAUUAGGUUGGAAUAUUUUCUACGAAUUUACAAGUGGUGAUUUAGAUGUGUGUAUCAAGCAACUUAGAAUAUUCCUCGAAAAGUAUGAAGAAAUUCCAUACAAGGUCAUCAAGUUUUUAACAGGUCAAAUUAACUAUGGUGGACGUGUAACCGAUGACUGGGACAGAAGAUAUUUAAUGACAAUGAUUGAAGAUUUUAUAACACCAAAGGUUCUCAAAGAUGGUUACAAAUUUACAGAUUCUCUCAAUGAAUAUCAAUCCAUUCCAGCUGGAGAAUCUGCCAGCUACAAACAAUACUUGGAUACUCUUCCAAACGUUUCUCACCCAGAGAUAUUUGGCUUGCAUGAAAACGCUGAAAUUACAUACAAUACUGCUGAAUUAACCAAUGUGACAGAAACAAUGCUUGCCAUUGAAGGUAGUGGAGGCAAGGUAUCUGAUGACAAGGACAUUGUUGUUAGUACUAUUGCCAAUGACAUUCUCAGUAAGCUUCCACAGCCAUUUGACUCUGAACACGUCAACAAAAAGUAUCCAACAGAUUACAAUGAAAGUAUGAAUACUGUGAUUACCCAAGAAGUAACAAGAUAUAACAAGCUUCUGAAAGAUGUUCGUGAGUCGUUACAAAAUAUUCUCAAAGCUCUCAAAGGACAAGUGGUCAUGUCAGCUCAAUUAGAAGGCAUUGCUAACUCAUUGUACAAUAAUUAUGUUCCCGAUUUAUGGUCCAAGGCAUAUCCAUCUAUUAUGCCUUUGAGCGAAUGGGUUCUUGACUUCCUCAAACGUUUAGAUUUCAUUAGAGACUGGAUUGAGAAUGGAAUUCCAAACGUUUUUUGGAUUAAUGGAUUUUUCUUCCCACAAGGUUUCCUUACAGGCCAAUUGCAAAACUAUGCAAGAAAGUAUCAAAUUGCCAUUGACCAAAUUUCCUUCUCUUUCAAGGUUUUAACUAAAUCUGAAGAAGAGCAAGCCAGACACAAGAAGCCAGAAGAUGGAUGUUAUAUUAAGGGUCUCUACAUGGAAGGAGCAAGAUGGGACAGAGAAAAUGAAUGUGUUGCAGAAUCAAAUCCAAAAGAAUUAUACUCCGAGAUGCCAAUCAUUUGGUUCAAACCAGUGGCCAACAAGCAAGUUCCAAAAGAAGGAUUUUACGAAUGUCCAGUCUAUAAGACUCUACGAAGAGCAGGUACACUCAGUACCACAGGUCACUCUACUAACUAUGUUCUUUCUAUCGAUUUACCAUCGAAGAAACCUGGAGAGCAUUGGAUCAAGAGAGGUGUCGCUUUGAUAUGUGCUUUGAAAUAUGUCACUAAUUAG
Molecule: messenger RNA, 12552 nt
Organism: Naegleria lovaniensis
Lineage: Eukaryota; Heterolobosea; Eutetramitea; Acrasida; Naegleriidae
Exons: 4
Coding region: 1-12552 (4183 amino acids)
Biological process (GO): microtubule-based movement
Cellular component (GO): dynein complex
Molecular function (GO): ATP hydrolysis activity; ATP binding; dynein light intermediate chain binding
Source: RefSeq, a predicted model, not a curated record